Peromyscus leucopus (white-footed mouse) is the source of this 2409-nucleotide messenger RNA. It is a transcript of the gene Actr6, whose product is annotated as actin related protein 6. Gene Ontology annotation, cellular component: Swr1 complex. Gene Ontology annotation, molecular function: nucleosome binding. NCBI's taxonomy places the organism in Eukaryota, Metazoa, Chordata, Mammalia, Rodentia, Cricetidae. Bases 86 to 1276 code for a protein of 396 amino acids. The transcript is spliced from 11 exons. The record is from RefSeq and is a predicted model, not a curated record.
CCAACCAUAGAAUACCGGAAGAAGCCCGCGCAGAGGGGACCCAAGCGGGUGAAAGCCUCUCGGCUGCGGGGUGGCGGGUCCCGAAAUGACGACCCUAGUGCUGGAUAACGGAGCCUACAACGCCAAAAUCGGUUACAGCCAUGACAGCGUCUCGGUUAUUCCCAAUUGUCAGUUCAGAUCAAAAACAGCUCGUCUUAAAACCUUUACUGCUAACCAGAUUGAUGAAAUAAAAGACCCUUCAGGACUCUUUUACAUUCUUCCUUUUCAAAAGGGCUACUUGGUGAAUUGGGACGUCCAGCGACAAGUUUGGGAUUAUCUUUUUGGAAAAGAGAUGUAUCAGGUUGAUUUUUUAGAUACUAAUAUUAUUAUAACAGAACCAUAUUUUAACUUCACUUCGAUUCAAGAAUCAAUGAAUGAAAUUCUAUUUGAAGAAUAUCAGUUCCAAGCAGUAUUAAGAGUAAAUGCUGGUGCUCUCAGUGCACACAGGUACUUCCGAGAUAACCCUUCUGAGUUAUGCUGCAUCAUUGUAGACAGUGGUUACUCCUUCACACACAUCGUUCCUUACUGUCGCAGUAAAAAGAAAAAGGAAGCAAUUAUUCGGAUAAACGUGGGUGGAAAACUCUUAACGAACCAUCUAAAAGAGAUCAUAUCCUACAGGCAGCUGCAUGUUAUGGAUGAAACCCACGUGAUUAAUCAAGUGAAAGAAGAUGUAUGCUAUGUGUCUCAGGAUUUCUACAGAGACAUGGAUAUCGCAAAGCUAAAAGGAGAAGAUAAUACAGUGAUGAUUGACUAUGUUUUACCUGACUUCAGUACAAUUAAAAAGGGCUUUUGUAAGCCGAGAGAAGAGAUGGUGCUGAGCGGGAAGUAUAAGUCUGGGGAACAGAUCCUUCGUCUUGCCAACGAGAGGUUUGCUGUUCCCGAGAUCCUCUUCAACCCUUCCGACAUCGGCAUCCAGGAGAUGGGGAUCCCAGAGGCGAUUGUCUAUUCCAUUCAGAACCUACCCGAAGAAAUGCAGCCGCACUUCUUUAAGAACAUUGUCUUGACGGGAGGAAAUUCACUUUUCCCGGGAUUCAGAGAUCGGGUUUACUCGGAAGUCCGCUGUCUGACGCCAACAGAUUAUGAUGUUUCUGUCGUGCUCCCUGAAAACCCUAUUACUUACUCCUGGGAAGGUGGAAAAUUGAUAUCUGAAAAUGACGACUUUGAAGACAUGGUGGUUACAAGAGAAGAUUAUGAAGAAAAUGGACACAGUGUCUGCGAAGAGAAAUUUGAUAUUUAAGAAACAUUUCUGAAUGAAAGUCUUAGGUUAAUUUCAAAGUUCCUUUUAAGGGCGGUUAUGGACUGUGUUACUUUUCAUCAUAAGAUAAAGUCUUCAACUUAUGUAUAUAUUCUGAGUCAUGGCUGAUGUUCACAGGUGUCUUAGGUAGGUUAUUAUUGUAUUACAGUAAAGCGUAAUUCAGCCCACAUUUCAGUAGACUACUCUACCAAUGCUUACACUGUCUGAGAAUAGAUUGUUUGUCGUGAGACAGUGAAGAGUAAAUGUUUAAUUCUUCAUCCUUGAAACACAGAUUUAAAUAUCUCACCAGCCAGUUUUGCCUAGAAGAUCCUUUGUAAAGUAGUUUUGACUGCGAUUGGCUGAAGUGUUUGCAGACCGAUAAGAUUCUGCUCUUAGAACUAAGUUGUUGUUUUUAAUAUUGUCUGUGUGUGUGUGGUAUGCAUAUGAUUAGAUGGUACUUUUCAGAAGCCUCUUUCCACUGUCUGGUCCUGGGGAUUAGAUUUGAAGGGAAGCAUCUUUACACACUUACCUUUCUGGAGCACCUGAGAAAUCUGGUUCUGUGCCUUCUGCUUCCUCUGUGUUCACCGUCCGGGUUCUUUGUUUUGUUCAAGACAGGUGACUAGAAAGGCCUUCAGAAACCAGGUUGCUGUAGUUCUCUAACAUGACCUCUCUGUCCAAAUCCCUCUGAGAAGUGUGCGGGCAUUCCCAUUCCUCCUUGGAGAAAUUGAUGGCCACAUCGUUGAAAGUCAGCCGACCCUGACAACGGGCCACCUGUGCUGCCCCUUCUUUGUGAAUCCUGUCAGGAAGUUUAUCAUAAAGUUUCACCUUCCCGAUAAUAUUCUGGGUGUAAAGGCAGCAGCACCUACCUCCCUGCUGCCACACUCAGAGACUGGAAAGCAGGUAAAAAAUGUCCUCAGUCAAUGACUUGUGCCACAGCCGAGAUGCAGAAACCAUAAACUUUUACAUACAGAUCAAACCUAGUUCUCCUUUCCUGCAUUGGGAGGGUCUGUUUUUCCAGCAGAUGGAUAUCUUCACAAUCUGGGUUUGUAGCUGCAGUGACCUCUAAGUAUUUUAUUUAAAGUUUGUUGUUCUUAUUUGUACUUAAUAAAGUUGGAAAGACCUAUAUUAAAUAUGUA